Molecule: messenger RNA, 1566 nt
Organism: Filobasidium floriforme
Lineage: Eukaryota; Fungi; Basidiomycota; Tremellomycetes; Filobasidiales; Filobasidiaceae
Product: putative eukaryotic translation initiation factor 2B subunit 2
Exons: 6
Coding region: 1-1566 (521 amino acids)
Biological process (GO): translational initiation
Cellular component (GO): eukaryotic translation initiation factor 2B complex
Molecular function (GO): guanyl-nucleotide exchange factor activity; translation initiation factor activity
Source: RefSeq, a predicted model, not a curated record
AUGGUAAGAAGUUCGCACCAAGCUACUUCUCCAUUCUGGACUGACACAACCCCUUGUGAAAUCGCACAGUCGAUCAACCAAAACAUAGAUCAGCUCGUGGUACGGCUACAACGCCGAGACCUGAUCUCAUCACGGCAGACGGCGCUCGAGACCGCCCAGCUCCUCUACCGCUUCGUCGGAUCAGCCCGGUACAACAGCAUCGAGCAGCUGCUGGAGCAGAUCAAAGCCGUCGGCAAGCGGUUAAUCGCCGCCAACCCCAAGGAGCUGGCCGUCGGCAACAUCGUGCGCAAGGUGCUCCGGCUGAUCCGAGAAGAAUAUCGAGCAGCAUGUCUCAGCCAGUUGGAACAAGAGGGACAAGACCUGCGUUCGGGAUCGAAUGCCGAGGGCCAUUCCGUCCCCGGUACUCCCAUGCCGCCCACACCCGGGAUUCACGUACCAGCUAGUCACUGGCUCAGCGACAACUCGAACAAGUCCCCCUUCUUCACCAACGAGGCCACUGGUUCGCCAUCGUCGUAUCCGAAUUCGACAGGUUACGCAUCCCCACCACAAGCCAGACCGGUACCGACACAGCUGUCUACCUUUGUUCAGAUGAGGCAUACGCGCGCUCAGCUGGAACGAGCGGGGAGCACAACCAACCUGUUCGGCCUCGAAACGACCGUCAUGACUCCUGGACCCAUGAUGGAUUCGCUCUUCUCCCCUGUACCUCAAAACGAAACCUCGGGGUCAUAUCAGCCUCAUCGGAAUUCCUUUCCUGGCUUGUCGGCAUUGGGCGACUCUCUGCCAAACGCAAGGCAAGAGACACCACCUCAGAGCCCUCGACAACCUCGGUCGGCCACCAGCGGGAUGACCGCCAAGCAGAAUGCCAGGCUGAGGGAACAAAAGGCCAUGCAGAUGAAGCCGGUGUUGGUCGACGCUAUCAGGGAGGUCGUCGAUGAGAUAGAGACGACACACGAGACGUGUGCCAAGGGGGCCAAGGAGCAUAUCCACAGUUCCGAGAUCAUCUUGACCAUCGGCUACUCCAAGACGGUUGAAGCCUUUUUGAAGAGUGCAUGGAAGGACCGGAAUUUCACCGUCAUUUGUGCCGAGAGCUCACCCUCACGGCUAGGGACAACAAUGGCCAAGGCAUUAGCGAAACACAACAUCCCAACCGUCUUGGUCCCCGAUUCAUCGAUUUACGCGUUGAUGCCUCGUGUGACCAAGGUCAUCUUGGGCGCUCAUUCGGUCCUAGCCAAUGGAGGGUUAUUUGCCAUAGGAGGAUCCCUCCUCGCGGCGGUCGCGGCGCGAGCGCAGUCGACACCGGUGGUAGUAGUCGCGGGGCAGUACAAGUUUGCCCCGACCUGGAAUCUGUACAAUGACCCGGCUGCAUUGGACUUUGGAGAUCCAAGUGAGGUUUUGAGCUUUGAGGAGGGCGAGUUCUUGGACAAGGUCGACGUCGCAAACCCGUUUUACGAUUACAUCAAGCCCGAGCUCAUCAGCCUGUUCAUCACAAACGAGGGAGACCAUUCGCCAGCUUAUAUUUACAAGCUGGUCAACGAAGCUUACGACGAGGCAGACGUCGAGUUGUAG